CGCUCGUUUUCGAACAAGACUUUUGAUAGCUGUCAAAAUAAAAAUGUCGUCAAACGAUGACACGAGUCCAAGUCCAACGGCGGAAAAACACAUAUUCAUGGAUAACAAUCAUUUAGAAUGGCGGCCAAUUACAUUGACCUUAGUAGAAUAUCCAAAAGGAGACUUGUUAGGGUUCCUUCUAGCGUGGGCCAGCCUCUCGCCUUUGGCCAUUAUGGCCGGAUUCGUAGCUUUAAUACUAUUUAGACGUGAUUUACAUACGAUAACGUUUUUUUGUGGUACGCUUAUCAAUGAAGCUCUCAACCAAGUCCUUAAACAUUUGAUUCGGGAGCCACGUCCCAUCGAGCGGGCUAACUUAUACACAGAGUACGGUAUGCCGUCGAGUCAUUCGCAAUUUGCAUGGUUUUUCGCCACAUACGUGACACUAUUUGUGUUGAUAAGACUGCACCACAUGAACAACAAUGCGCCGCUGGAACGAGCCGUGCGAUUGCUUGUGCUAAUAGUUGUUUGGAUUCUCGCGGCAAUGGUCUGCUGCAGUCGAAUUUACCUGCGAUAUCAUACGUGGAGUCAAGUGCUAACUGGAGCAUUCGUAGGCACCCUAGCCGGGGCAUUCUGGUUCAUUCUAACGCAUUUUUAUUUAAGUCCGAUGUUUCCUUGCAUUGUUUCAUGGAAAAUAUCGGAAUUUUUCCUCUUACGAGACACAACAUUAAUUCCAAAUAUAUUGUGGUUCGAAUACACUGUUACACGGCAAGAAUCCCGAGCCAGAUCGCGAAAGUUAAUCAGUAUGAAAUCACAGUGACAACGUUGGCCCUAUUGAAAAUAGGGCUAUCAUCAAUGCCGACAUUAUGAAAUAAUGCCGACAAAGUGCUGAUCACCCUUUUCACAUAUAUCAUCGUCUGUUCGUUUAUUGUAUGUUUCAUUCGUUAACCAUCGUCCAUUCUACCCAUGCGGUGAAUCAAUACAAUGAUAUUUAGAACGAGUAGCUUUCUUUCUGCGAUUUCUCUUUUCGAUUUUGAAGCCUCUCCCGAUGCGCCUUGGACUUUUAGUUGCAAAGCAAACAGACACUUAACGAUUUUGAGUAGCGUAGAAAGGGAGGUGUUCAUUUCCCUCGGAAUUAUUCCUGAUUUCAUGGACAUUAAGCUAACACAAGUAUAAAUGUUAGGUAUUAAGUCUCAUUGUUUGUACUAUACAACACAAUAAUGAAGAUGAUAAUGUAAUUAAAGAGAAAUAUGUAUAUGAGGACUUCGACAAAAAAGAGACAUUAGCAAAAGAUUAAGUACAUAAUAUAAUUGAUUUAUAUACUUAUAAUAUGAAUGUGAUUUAAACGAUUUUUUAUACAUUCUAUCUUCAAUGAUAGUGUUGAAAUAAGUAAGUAAACCGCGUAAUAAUUUGGAGUAAUAAAACACGUAAAUAUAGAUGAAUAAAAAGAAAAUAUUGAGCGAGGUGUAAACAUGUUUCUAAUAAGCCUUUUUAGCGAAUCAAGAAUAUAAUACGACAAGGAAAAAACGCAAAUGAAAACUAUUGUUUUGAAUACAUAUUAAAUAUUUUUGAUUUAAUAGCAAAAGAAACUUUUUUAUAUUGCGUAGUAUAAAUUUUUCGGAAAGUAAGUUGCAAAGUAACAGAAUAGAAAAGCACACUCACAAAUUGGCAAGGACUCACAAGAAACACAUUCGAACAGAAUAGCAAUCAUAGAACGAAUUUAAUAUGUCCAGUUGUUUUAUUAUGUUUGUCACAUUGGAAGGUCGGUUUUUGUUCGUGGUGUAUGAUUUAGUAUAUAUUUUGAAUAAGCUCUGAGAUGACAUUAAAUCCACAGAGAUUUUACGCUGAUCAAUUGAUUUCCAAUCAUUCUAUGCCCUUCUAUUUGCGUUCAAAUGGCAUAACAAAUUACGGAUUUAUUAAGUUAUUUGAUUUUGAGCCUAGAAAUUUCUCAAUAUGUAAUGGAGCAAUGGAAGUGAGCUCAUGUAUAAUAAAGCAUGACUUUUUUA
Messenger RNA from Hermetia illucens (black soldier fly), 1982 nucleotides. RefSeq names its product dolichyldiphosphatase 1-like. Lineage: Eukaryota; Metazoa; Arthropoda; Insecta; Diptera; Stratiomyidae. The coding region runs from base 44 to 796 and encodes 250 amino acids. The transcript is spliced from 5 exons. Gene Ontology annotation, molecular function: sphingosine-1-phosphate phosphatase activity. The record is from RefSeq and is a predicted model, not a curated record.